AGACAUGGGUGGGUCUUCGAGUGUGGGCCCCCAACAAAAUUUGUUUCCGCAAGCAAGCAGGUACAGAAUGGCAAAAGUAAGCUUUUUACAGGGAGGCCAAAUCUGCAGAAGCUUCUUCCUUUUCUUUCUUGCCACAGAUGUGAUUAGUUCAGCACUUCCUUCAAUCAAAAGAUUGCUUCUCCAAUCUGUCUGUUUGUUCUGAUGCAGUAACACAUAUGUAUCUCCAGCUAAGCAAACAAAUCUUAAUCUGGCUUCCGGCUCAAAAGCUUCCUCCAAAGCCAGCAAACAAGGACAGCAUAAUAAGCUGCUGAUUCAUUCUUGUGUCAGGCAAGCAGGGAUGUCGGCAUGGAGCUUAAUAGGACAAUUUCAAAUAAUUACAUGAAAAAGAAGGUGGAGGUGUUUUGGUUCCAUCUAAGCACAUGGCAUGUCCCUGCAUGAUGUGCUUGGCGAUGGCACCAUACUUUUACCUUCCUUUACUUCAUCAAAUAAUUUGAGCUCUCUCUCUCUGUCACACUUCAUAAUUAUAUAACAAGAUUUCACCACAGGUAACUUGAUUUUUUUCUCUGAGAAUAACAUGGCACAGUGUUUUCUCUUGAAACUUCAUGGAUGAAUAUCGAUUCAAAACUGAACACCCUAAUACCAUGUUAGACGAUUUGAUUGUGUUCCCAGUAAAAAACUUGUGGUUAGAAAAGGCCCCGAUAUUUUAUUUAACUCCAACAAUGAUGAUCUACUUUUUCUCUUUCUUUUCAUGAGGAUGCCUUUGUAGCUGCUGAUCCCAUGCUGAUUCUGCUUUUCACCAGUUGCAUGUAAUAUUAAUGUAAUUGCCUUUGUUGCUUUGGAUGACAGUGUCCAAGGUUGCUUCACCUUAUAAGAGAAGCCUCCCCACCAGCCUUAUUUGGAACACAGAAUCCGCACACAACUUCUCCCAGCUAGUGGCAGCAGGAGGAGCCCCGGCUCAAUAUGAAGAACAUAAACCAUCAUCAAGCUGGAGGUGUUCCUAUUAGGUCGAUCGGAUAUGCAGCUGAAGUGGCUGGAAAACCUGCUGUUUCUACAGAUCUUAAUAGACUCUGUCUUCAAACCACUUCGUCAGAUUCCUCCCAGUAUAAACAGAAAGAAGUGGAUUCACUAAUGGCUUGGAUGAGCAAAUUCAGAAAGAAGGCAGACAGCUACAUGAAAGGCAUAAAAUAUCAUGUGAGUCUAGGGCCCAAAAUCUCGGAGACAGUGAAGGGAAAAUUGAGCUUGGGUGCAAAGAUUCUUCAAGCUGGAGGUGUUGAAAGAGUCUUCAGGCAGAAUUUCUCGGUUGCAAAAGGAGAGAAGCUGUUGAAGGCAUUCCAGUGCUAUCUGUCAACCACAGCAGGCCCUAUAGCAGGACUGCUCUUCAUUUCCACUGACAAGAUAGCGUUCCGGAGUGAUCGAUCCCUCAGGAUCACUUCUCCCAAAGGAAAUUUGGCGAGAGUUCCUUACAAGGUUUUGAUCCCAGUAGGAAGGGUGAAAAGGGCCAGCCUGAGUGAGAACUCAGACAAGCCUCAUCAAAAGUACAUCCAGAUUGUCACCGGGGAUGAUUUUGAGUUCUGGUUUAUGGGUUUUCUCUGUUAUCAGAGAUCUCUGAAGUACUUAAGAAGAGCAAUCUCAAGAUCUCAAGUAGGAGUUCUGCAGUGAAAGGAAUUGGAGUGCCUUCUUGAUUCGAAUAGUUCUGUACAUUUAGGUGGUGGAGUGUUAUGACUUGUAUUUGGUACUGAAACUGCUCUCAAUUUUCCAGAAGAGUCAAGUUCAA
This is a messenger RNA of Musa acuminata AAA Group (dessert banana), 1774 nucleotides long. Its product is annotated as GEM-like protein 7. Lineage: Eukaryota; Viridiplantae; Streptophyta; Magnoliopsida; Zingiberales; Musaceae. The record is from RefSeq and is a predicted model, not a curated record. The coding region runs from base 961 to 1659 and encodes 232 amino acids. The transcript is spliced from 4 exons.